Lactuca virosa is the source of this 216-nucleotide messenger RNA. The record is from the annotation of a GenBank genome assembly. NCBI's taxonomy places the organism in Eukaryota, Viridiplantae, Streptophyta, Magnoliopsida, Asterales, Asteraceae.
AUGAGUUCCCAAAUUUGCAUCUUCCUGCCAGAUUUUUCUGCCCACAUGUCCAUAUGUCAGAUCAAAAGAAAGCAAUGUUUGGUUAAAAAGGAGAUUGACGCCAUCAUCACCCAAGAUGACAUGAAGAAUGCACCAAAAACAGAUCAAGCCCAGAUUGUGGUCACAACAAGGCUGCAUACAUCCAGUUUCAAACAAGGUCAGCUGAUGAACCCAUGA